Messenger RNA from Dendrobium catenatum, 1085 nucleotides. Its product is annotated as F-box/kelch-repeat protein At1g15670-like. Lineage: Eukaryota; Viridiplantae; Streptophyta; Magnoliopsida; Asparagales; Orchidaceae. Gene Ontology annotation, molecular function: protein binding. Bases 21 to 1085 code for a protein of 354 amino acids. The record is from RefSeq and is a predicted model, not a curated record. Gene Ontology annotation, biological process: regulation of phenylpropanoid metabolic process; negative regulation of cytokinin-activated signaling pathway. The transcript has a single exon.
AGGCAGAAAAUUUCUUCUAUAUGGAAGAUCUGAUACCAGGCCUUCCAGAAGAAAUCGGCUUGGAGUGCCUUAUUCGAGUCCCCCAUGGAACCCUCCCUCUUCUCCGACAAGUCUGCCGCAGGUGGAAACAAGCAACUGAAUCCCCCUUCUUUCAUCACCUCCGCCGCUCCGCAGGUUCCUUCCACCAUCUCAUCAUCUUCAUAGAGGCCCGUCGUGCAGCCAGACGCUCCCUCAGGUUCUUUUCCUCCCACCCCUACUGCCGUCUCGCUACCCUCAACCAGUCCACUGGUGAGUGGGCUCCCCUCCCACCAAUCCCUUUCUACGUACGCCACCCCUUUUUCUUUUGUAUCGUUGCCUCCGGCCUCCACCUCGUCGUCAUUGGCAGCUUGUAUCGAGACUCCUUAACUUGCAAUGAUAGCGUAUAUGUCUAUAGCUUCCUCUCCAACACUUGGCAUCUCGGUCAGCCCUUGCCUGGCCCCACCCGCUUCUUAUUCGCUUGCGCCGGCAGCCCAGACAACCAAGUUUUCAUCGCUGGGGGCCACGAUGAGCGAAAGAAUGCCCUGAAAUCGGCGAUGGUUUAUGAUAUUGCCAAAGACAACUGGACAAUGUUGCCGGAGAUGGCGAGGGAACGUGAGGACUGCACGGGAGUUUUUGCAGCUGGAUUGUUCCAGGUAAUUGGUGGUUCGAUGCAGAAGAGAUUAGAGUGGAGUAGAGAGGCAUUUGAUGUAGGAGAAUGGCGAUGGCGAGCAAUGGAGGAGGAUGCGGUGCCGGAGGAAGAGUUUUUGAGGACCUGCGUAAUGGGAGGACUUGGGCGAAUUUAUAAAUGUGGCGUAGGAGGUAAGAUGUUGCUGGUCAAGGAAGGAGAGGAUUGGAGGGAGGUGGCAGAGUUGCCAGAGGACGUCAGAGGUUCUCCAAUAAUGGUAUCUUGGGCUGAAAGAUUGAUGGUGGCGAGGGUGGAGUCUAGUGGCUGGCCUUCGGCUAUGUUUGUAUUGGAGAUGAAGAAAGGGGUGGCCAUUGGGUGGCGAAGGGUGGCGUUUCCAAAGAAAUAUCAUGGAUAUAUUUAUACUGCUUGCGUUGAUAUCUAA